Molecule: messenger RNA, 411 nt
Organism: Diaporthe batatas
Lineage: Eukaryota; Fungi; Ascomycota; Sordariomycetes; Diaporthales; Diaporthaceae
Exons: 1
Coding region: 1-411 (136 amino acids)
Source: RefSeq, a predicted model, not a curated record
AUGCGUAUCUCUAACUUCCUUCUCGGCCUUCUAUACACUGCUAGCACCACACUGGGCUGCUAUGGGACUGGUUUCAAUCUCGGAGACUUGAAGGGCGGCCACCUGAGUAUCGAGGAGUGCAUCAAGGACUACUGCAAGGGCGUCCGCAUGGGAAUCAAAGGCCACCAGGCCAAGGACGCAUGCUAUCAAUUCACUCCUCCAAAAAGCGCGGGAUGGUGGGAUCCGGGAUGGUUUAAUAAGGGGCGGAAACUUGAUAUAAGCAUCAGGAACGAUCAUGCCACUACACAGGGCAUGAGUAAUGAGGAGUGCGAGGAAGUGUUCCUGAAGAUCUACAGAAAUUGUCCGAAAGGCUCUCUAGAACAACACAAAGGCUUCACCUUAUACAUAGACCCUAACCGUGGGGGGUGUUAG